Tarenaya hassleriana is the source of this 1191-nucleotide messenger RNA. Its product is annotated as expansin-A10. The record is from RefSeq and is a predicted model, not a curated record. NCBI's taxonomy places the organism in Eukaryota, Viridiplantae, Streptophyta, Magnoliopsida, Brassicales, Cleomaceae. The transcript has 5 exons. Gene Ontology annotation, biological process: plant-type cell wall organization. Bases 133 to 882 code for a protein of 249 amino acids. Gene Ontology annotation, cellular component: extracellular region.
UCGUCAAUAUUUCUAUAAAUUCAAGUGCUUGUUUCUCAUCCCUACAAGAACGUAAGAUUCUCUACUUCUCUCUCUUGAAAGGAAAGAAGAAAUUUUACAUAUUCCAAGAUACAACGAGAACAAGAAGAAGAGAUGGGUUUUGUUGGGUUCUUGGUUUUGGUUUUGUUCGGGAUGAUGGCCUCCGGUGUGAAUGGCGGCGGCGGCGGUUGGAUCAACGCCCAUGCCACCUUCUACGGCGGCGGUGACGCUUCCGGCAGUAUGGGCGGGGCUUGUGGGUACGGCAACCUGUACAGCCAAGGGUACGGGACGAACACUGCGGCAUUGAGCACGGCUCUGUUCAACAACGGGCUUAGCUGUGGGGCUUGCUUCGAGAUAAGAUGUGUUAGUGAUCCAAAAUGGUGUCUUCCCGGCUCCAUCGUCGCCCCCGCCACAAAUUUCUGCCCUCCCAAUAACGCUUUGCCCAACAAUGGCGGUGGAUGGUGUAACCCUCCCCAGCAGCACUUUGAUCUCUCUCAGCCUGUGUUUCAGCGCAUUGCUCAGUACAGAGCUGGUAUUGUCCCUGUUUCUUACCGAAGAGUUCCGUGCAGGAGAAGGGGAGGGAUAAGGUUCACGAUCAACGGGCACUCUUACUUCAACCUGGUUCUGAUCACCAACGUCGCCGGCGCCGGAGAUGUGCACGCAGCGGCGAUAAAGGGUGCUCGGACAGGAUGGCAGGCGAUGUCGAGGAACUGGGGACAGAACUGGCAGAGCAACUCUUACCUCAACGGACAAGCUCUCUCCUUCAAGCUCACCACCGGCGAUGGCCGCUCCCUCGUCUCCUUCAACGUCGCUCCCUCCGGCUGGUCCUUCGGCCAGACCUUCACCGGCGCUCAGUUCCGGUGAGGGACAGAGGGAAGGGCGUUUUCGUAAAAUCCCUUCUCUCAAGCACAAAAAGGAUAAUAGUAACGGUGGAGGGUAUAUUGGUAAUUCAAUCUCUCUUGAAACCGGGGUGACUGAUGAUGAUGCGUCUUCAUUGGGCCGCUUAGUUUUAUGGCAGGCCUGGAUGAUGUCAUUUUCGGGACCAUUAUAUUUUUCUUAAUUUAAUUUAGGAAUAAAAACUUAGAAAGAAAAAAGCAUUUGUAGGGUUUGGUGAAAUAUUUAAUUUACCGAUCCCAAGGUGGAUUUAUUACCACCCGCUAGUUAUUAGCAUCA